AUGGUCCUUUUCUUUUCUUGUCGAGGAAGACCAGUUGUUAAUAAUGUCUGUCGCUCACCGCUAAAAGAAUUAAACAUUAGAUAUCCUAAUUCAAAAUGCUUUUUUAAUAUUAAUAUUGACCUUACGGUUUUAUUUAAAUCUACCUACCUACCUAUCUAUCUAUCUCAUUUUAUUUGUAUCUAUCUUCCUAUCUCAUUCUGUUCGUAUCUAUCGAUCUAUCUAUCUAAUUCUAUUCGUAUAUAUCUAUCUAAUUCUAUUCGUAUCUAUCUAUCUAUCUAUCUAUCUCUAUUCGUAUCUAUCUAUCUAUAUUCGUAUCUAUCAUUCUAUUCGUAUCUUUCUAUCUAUCUAUCUAAUUCUAUUCGUAUCUAUCUAUCUAUCUAUCUAUCUAUCUAUCUAUCUAUCUUACUCCGGAAUAGUUCUUUUUCAUUGGAAUUAUGCGAUGAUUAUAAACGCAGUGUCCCUUAUAAACGGAAUAGUUCUUUUUCAUUGGAAUUAUGCGAUGAUUAUAAAUACAGUGUCCCUUAUAAGCGGAAUAGUUCUUUUUCAUUGGAAUUAUGCGAUGAUUAUAAACGCAGUGUCCCUUAUAAACGGAAUAGUUCUUUUUCAUUGGAAUUAUGCGAUGAUUAUAAAUACAGUGUCCCUUAUAAGCGGAAUAGUUCUUUUUCAUUGGAAUUAGGCAAUGACUAUAAAUACAGUGUCACUUAUAAACGGAAUAGUUUUCUUUCAUUGGAAUGA
This is a messenger RNA of Acanthosepion pharaonis, 735 nucleotides long. The record is from the annotation of a GenBank genome assembly. Lineage: Eukaryota; Metazoa; Mollusca; Cephalopoda; Sepiida; Sepiidae.